UUUCUCUCUCUCUCUCUUGCUUGAAAUACUUGAAAUCGAUCAUCAUCAUCAUACAAUUAAUCGUAUAAAACAAUGGAGCUUGCAAAUUUAAAUCAAAAUUUUGUUGGUACACCAGUACGAAGUUCAUCGUUUUCAUUUGUUUAUUCUAUACGUAUUGGUAUUGUUGGUUAUGGAAAACUUGGCCAAUAUCUUGUUGAACAAAUAAUAAAUGAUGGACAAAAAUAUCGUCUUGAUUUAGCAUUCAUUUGGAAUCGAACGGCAUUGAGUGAAGAAACACGUUCAAAAAUAUUGAUACGUUGUCCAUUAGUGAAAUUUUUGGAAGCAGUAAAUCAAAUUAAUGAAAUUGAUUUGGUCGAUCUAAUUGUGGAAGUAUGUCAUCCGGAAAUUGUUAAACAAUAUGCUGAACUUUUUCUGGAUAAAGCUGAUUUUUUGAUUGGCUCACCAUCAGCAUUAGCUGAUCAGGAAUUUUCACAAAAAUUGACAGAUAAAUUGGCCACAUGUCAUCAUCGUAUGUUUGUAGCACGUGGUGCAUUAUGGGGUGCAAAUGACAUUCAAAUGAUGGCCAGACGUAAUCGUCUUCAGACUGUAGAGAUAAGGAUGGGAUUCCAUCCACGUUCAUUACGAUUACAGGAUGCUAAACUUCGUGAAUUGAAUGAUGAAUUAAUAAAACAGGAUUCGUUGAACAAUAAUAAUAAUGAUAAUAACAAUGCUUCACCACCACCACCACGAUCGAUAGUUUUAUAUGAAGGUCCAGCUCGUGAAUUAUGUCAUAUUGCACCAAAUAAUUCCAAUACGGUUGCUACAGCUGCAUUAUUGGGUGUUGGUUUCGAUCAUACAAUUGGGAAAUUAAUUUCCGAUACAAGUUUAUGUGAUUUUCAUCGAAUCGAAAUAAUCGUACGAGGAAAACCAACCAUCGAUGAUAAACAAUUUCAAGUGGAAUUAAAUCGACAAAGCCCAACACAUAGUGCACAUAAUGUAAGCAGUCUGCAUACAUUUGAAAGUUUCUGGCAUAGUAUAUUACAUUGUACCGGAAGUUUUAUACGUGCCAAUAAUCUGGAAAUACAAGUCUGUUGAUUUUUUUUUUAUAAAACUGAAUCUCAAUGAAUGAAUAAAUAAUAAUAAACAUA
Dermatophagoides farinae (American house dust mite) is the source of this 1127-nucleotide messenger RNA. RefSeq names its product aspartate dehydrogenase domain-containing protein. Lineage: Eukaryota; Metazoa; Arthropoda; Arachnida; Sarcoptiformes; Pyroglyphidae. Gene Ontology annotation, biological process: NAD+ biosynthetic process. Gene Ontology annotation, molecular function: L-aspartate dehydrogenase [NAD(P)+] activity; NADP binding. The record is from RefSeq and is a predicted model, not a curated record.